Kluyveromyces marxianus DMKU3-1042 is the source of this 1203-nucleotide messenger RNA. RefSeq names its product Mec3p (gene MEC3). NCBI's taxonomy places the organism in Eukaryota, Fungi, Ascomycota, Saccharomycetes, Saccharomycetales, Saccharomycetaceae. The transcript has a single exon. Gene Ontology annotation, cellular component: checkpoint clamp complex; site of double-strand break. The coding region runs from base 1 to 1203 and encodes 400 amino acids. Gene Ontology annotation, biological process: mitotic intra-S DNA damage checkpoint signaling; nucleotide-excision repair; double-strand break repair via homologous recombination. The record is from RefSeq and is a predicted model, not a curated record.
AUGAAACUAAAGAUUUCAAUCCAGUCUGGAACAGAAGACUACUCACUAUUCAGAACUACUCUUACUACUGUAUCCAAGCUACGAAAGACAUGCAUUUUAAGGUUUACAUCUUCAAGAUUGGUGAUCAUCUCAACUCCGACUAGUUCCGGGAGUGUAAUGGAUCAUGGACAAAUUUGGUGCACAAUACCACGGGACGUGUUUGAUACAUAUGUCGUUAACUCUAUUCGAGAGGAUAAUAAGGUUGCUAUGGAAUGUCCGUGUGACACUAUUGUUGGUAUACUACGGAAAUUUGAUAAAUGCGACUCGAACCAGCUUACCAUAAAACUUGUUCGAUUGGUAACAGUUGAUGUAGAUAAUGACAUGGCAACUGCUAAUAAGAAUGCGGACAAUACUCUAUGUGGAUUGAGCUUUUCGUUUCAGGAUACAAAAGAUGAAAGAACUAUCCAACAUAAUAUUAAGGUUGGCGUCAAACUACUGUAUAAUGCGCAAGAUGAAAAGAUUGUAGAACCUACAGUUAGUUAUGUUGGAAUUUUAAUGCUACAACUGCCAAGUCAUAUAAGUGAGUGGGGGACAGGCUUCAGCUCAUUUUUCAAGCGCAUCGAGCGAUAUAGCAGCUUGAAUAGUCUCAAAAUACAUGGUGAACAAGUGGGCGAAAAGGGUUCAAUUAAGGUCAUCGUGGACGAGUUUGAUUGGAAGCUUAAUAUAACGUGGAAAGGGCCGCUUGAUGCAAUGUUAAAUGACAUGGAAAGCGACGAAAUUGGUGCUGGCGGUGAAGAUGAGCGAGAAAAUAUUAACAACAAUUUUAAUAAUACAAAUGCUACUACAACUUCAGCUAAUAAUGGGCUGUUAUUUCAAGAAAAUGCAUCUCCUAAUAAUCAAGAUGAUAUGCAAAUAGAAGACAGCGAGGUGGUAAGUAGCAGGAUAUAUGAACGGACAAAUAGCCCCGAUUCGAUAUCAAGAGACACUACUACAUCUCCAAUCAGUACACAAAACAAAAUUAAAGCUCACGAAGUUAUCAUAAGGGCUCGAGACUGGAAAGUCUGCUCAAAAUUAUAUGAAUCAUUUGAAGAAGUGGUUCUGGUUAUAUCGCACGACGAUUCAUGUGUGUUUCAUUGUUCAUUAGAAAGGGGAAUCGAUAGAGACGACAAUAAUAAAGAAAAGGGUCAAAUCAUCUAUUAUAUAAGUAAAUGUAAAUCAUUAUAA